UUCUUCGCUGCGAAGAAAAUGGCGGCGGCGCCGAGCGGGGCCGGGGAGAGGCUGGAGGAGAAGCCGGAGGAGCCUCUCUCAGCGCUGCGCGAACGCACAGCCAAGGCCAAGAAGCCGAAGCGCGAGCGCCGGGAGGAGGCGGCGCCGGAGCCGGAGCCGGCGCCGUCGGAACCGGCCGAGGCCGGUAAAGCCGAGGGCUCGGAGGGGGGGGCGGCGGCGGCCGCGGCGGCGCCGGAGGCGUCCGCGUCGCCCAAGCAGCGGCGCUCCAUCAUCCGCGACCGAGGACCCAUGUACGAGGAUCCCACCCUGCCCGAGGGCUGGACGAGGAAGCUCAAGCAGAGGAAGUCUGGGCGCUCGGCCGGGAAGUAUGAUGUGUACUUGAUCAACCCGCAGGGGAAGGCGUUCCGCUCCAAGGUGGAGCUCGUCGCCUACUUCGAGAAGGUUGGAGACACGUCCCUGGACCCCAACGACUUCGACUUCACGGUCACCGGGCGCGGGAGCCCCUCCCGGCGCGAGCAGCGCCCGCCCAAGAAGCCCAAGGGCACCAAGAGCUCCGGCACCGGCCGUGGCCGCGGCCGCCCCAAGGGCAGCGGAGCCCCCAAGGCCCCCAAGGCGGCAGCGGAGCCCAAGCGGGGGGGGGCGCUGGAGAAGAGCCCGGCCAAGCUGCUGGUGAAGAUGCCGUUCGCGGCCGGCGCUCGCGGUGACGCCGGCGCCGGUGCUGCCGCCACCAGCUCGGCACAGGUCCUGGCCGUCAAGCGCCCAGGCCGCAAGCGGAAAGCGGAGCCCGACCGGCACGGGGGGGCGCCCAAGAAGCGCGGCCGCAAACCGGCGCUGGGAACCGGCCCCGGCGGUGGCGGUGGAGGUGGCGGCGGCGGUACCGGUACCGCGGCCAUGGCGGCGGCGGCCGAGGCCAAGAAGAAGGCGGCGGCGGCAGCGGCGCCCGCGGUGCAGGAGACGGUUCUGCCCAUCAAGAAGAGGAAGACGCGGGAACCGGCGCUGCUGGAAGCCACCAAACCGACGCCGGCGCCGGCGCCUCGAGGCCCUCGCGCCGCACGCGGCAGCCCCAAGGGUCGCGGCGCGGCCGCGGUGCCGGCUCCCGGCCGCAGGGAGAUGGGGGGGGUCGCCGGUGCCGAGCGAGCCCCCCCCGGGCAGCCCCAAGGACAGCGCCGACGCCGCCCCCCCCCCGGCGCAGGACUGCAGUGGAUGCUCCCAGCACCGCGGCACCAGCGACGGCUGCGCCGCGGCAAAGACUCCGCUGGGGCGGGCGCCGGGGGGGGAGCCCGAGCCCAAGGACGCUGCUUCCUCCUCGUCCUCGUCCUCCUCCUCCUCGUCCUCGUCCUCCUCCUCCUCGUGCUCGUCCUCGGUGCCCCCCCCGCCCCCCCCCCCCCAGCUCCGCGGUGCCGCGGCCGCCGCCACCGCCCCGCGACGACGCGGUCGACACCAGGACGCCUGUGCCCGAGCGGGUCAGCUGACUGUAGGAACCAUUUGCACUAA
Molecule: messenger RNA, 1494 nt
Organism: Melopsittacus undulatus (budgerigar)
Lineage: Eukaryota; Metazoa; Chordata; Aves; Psittaciformes; Psittaculidae
Gene: MECP2
Product: methyl-CpG binding protein 2
Biological process (GO): negative regulation of transcription by RNA polymerase II
Cellular component (GO): heterochromatin; nucleus
Molecular function (GO): double-stranded methylated DNA binding; methyl-CpG binding; chromatin binding
Source: RefSeq, a predicted model, not a curated record